CAACUCCAUUUCGAGUAACACACGUGUACGAGGUAGACCCUAGCGGCCUAGCAGUUUCAACAUUUUUAUUUCACUUACUGACAGUUUUUUUUUCUUUUAAUAUUUUUACUCAUUUUUUUGUGCUUUAUAUUUUGUGUUUAGUUUUUUUGUACUAUCAAACACUAUCAUACACUAUACACGGAACGGACGUGUUACGACGAAGACGAAGACGACGACGGUAGACGCCGCCAGGAAGAACGACGGAGAAAAGGCCCCACGUCUUCAGUGCGACUUGGGCGAUAAGUCGUUCGCCACCAAGAGCAAGCUGAAGUUCAAGGCUGGCGGCACCCCAGCGACAAGCCGUACAAUUGCUAUACGUGCGGCGAUUCGUUCGUACCCCUGUCGACGAUGUCGGACCACCUGGCGACGGACGCUUUGAAGACGUACCCGUGCUCGGAGUGCGACUCGACGUUUGCAUCAAGGUACUCGGCGAAGGUGCAUAUGCGGCGGCACACGGGCGAGCGGCCGUACCCCUGCGGCAUAUGUGACAAGUCGUUCAGUCAGAUGGCCAUCCAGAUCAAUCACCGGCGGACGCACACGGGUGAGCGGCCUUUUCCGUGCGACCUGUGUCCCAAGGCGUUCGCGACCGAGUCAACGCUGUCCAAUCACCGGCGGACGCACACGGGCGAGCGGCCAUACCCGUGCGGCAUAUGCGACAUGUCGUUCAUGCAGCAGGUCAUCCAGAUCAGGCACCGGCGCAGGCACACGGGCGAGCGGCCUUUUUCGUGCGACCUAUGUUCCAGGGCGUUCGCGACCGAGUUGACUCUGUCCGAUCACCGGCGGACGCACACGGGCGAGCGGCCGUACUCGAGCGAAUUGUGCGACAAAUCGUUCGCCGUCCCAAGCACGCUGAAUAACCACUAUUGGACGCACAAACGGAACACAUGCUACAGGUGCGGAGUGACGUUCUGUGACUAUAAGAAACUGAAGGAGCACCGGUUGUCGGUGCAUCCAAGGGCUGUUGUAGCUGCAGAUGCGGGUGACAAUGAUAACGAGCGACGUACGGCGACCGCGACGACGACGACAGAAUUAUAGCGACGAUAAUUAAUUAUAGAUAUCAAUUAAAUGUCGAUAUUAUUAUGAAUAAAGAUAAUAUGAUUU
Messenger RNA from Aphis gossypii (cotton aphid), 1140 nucleotides. Its product is annotated as gastrula zinc finger protein XlCGF17.1-like. Gene Ontology annotation, biological process: regulation of transcription by RNA polymerase II. The transcript is spliced from 2 exons. Gene Ontology annotation, cellular component: nucleus. Gene Ontology annotation, molecular function: RNA polymerase II cis-regulatory region sequence-specific DNA binding; DNA-binding transcription factor activity, RNA polymerase II-specific. The record is from RefSeq and is a predicted model, not a curated record. The coding region runs from base 388 to 1074 and encodes 228 amino acids. NCBI's taxonomy places the organism in Eukaryota, Metazoa, Arthropoda, Insecta, Hemiptera, Aphididae.